This is a messenger RNA of Drosophila nasuta, 6696 nucleotides long. It is a transcript of the gene Chc, whose product is annotated as clathrin heavy chain. Gene Ontology annotation, cellular component: clathrin coat of coated pit; clathrin-coated endocytic vesicle; clathrin complex. The record is from RefSeq and is a predicted model, not a curated record. Gene Ontology annotation, biological process: receptor-mediated endocytosis; intracellular protein transport. Bases 528 to 5576 code for a protein of 1682 amino acids. Lineage: Eukaryota; Metazoa; Arthropoda; Insecta; Diptera; Drosophilidae. The transcript is spliced from 8 exons. Gene Ontology annotation, molecular function: structural molecule activity; clathrin light chain binding.
UUUGCUCUUUCGUGUAUUUUUUAACGAAUAAGAAUAAUGUGUUAAGAGUUCAAUGUGAAUCGUAUCGUCGUGUGUUCGUGCAGACGUGCAAUUGUUUAAAACUACAGCAAUAAACUGUUUUUGGUGUAAAAUCUACAAGCAAAGCGCGUAACGAAAAUUGCUAAAUAUCCGAACCGAAACAAAUCUAACAAAACAGUAACCGCAACAACAACGAACCUACGAUAAAAAAAACAAAAGUCGACGUAAACGUUGACGUAGAAAUUAACAAAAAAAACAGUAUUCGUUUAUUCACUCUUCCGGUUUUACGUACGCUCUUAUCAAACAACAAUCAAAUAAAAGUGCGUGUGUAAUCCGACCAACAAGAAGCAGAAGAAGGAAAAGCAGCAGACUCCAUCAGAAGAAGAAGCGGCAACAGCAGCAACAACUCCUCAACUUCAGCGAAAGAGUGAGAGAGAGAGAGAGAAAGCUUAGUUUGUGUUUGCGUGUGUGCGACAGAGUGAGAGAGUGCACCACAAUAGCCAGUCAAGAUGACGCAACCGCUGCCCAUACGCUUUCAAGAGCAUUUACAGCUCACAAAUGUUGGCAUCAAUCCGAACUCGUUCUCGUUCAGCACGCUCACAAUGGAGUCGGACAAGUUCAUCUGUGUGCGGGAGAAGAGCAACGAUACCGCCCAGGUGGUCAUCAUUGAUAUGAACGACUCAUCGAAUCCAACGCGACGUCCCAUUUCCGCCGAUUCGGCCAUCAUGAAUCCGGCCAGCAAGGUGAUUGCGCUCAAAGCGCAAAAGACGCUGCAGAUCUUCAACAUUGAGAUGAAGUCGAAGAUGAAGGCGCACACGAUGAACGAGGAUGUGGUGUUCUGGAAAUGGAUAUCCCUCAAUACGCUCGCUCUGGUGACCGAGACGAGCGUGUUCCAUUGGUCGAUGGAGGGUGAUUCGAUGCCACAGAAAAUGUUCGAUCGCCACUCAUCGCUCAACGGCUGUCAGAUCAUCAACUAUCGCUGCAAUGCAUCGCAACAAUGGCUCCUUCUCGUUGGCAUCUCGGCGCUGCCAAGUCGCGUCGCUGGCGCCAUGCAACUGUAUUCGGUGGAGCGUAAAGUGUCGCAAGCGAUUGAGGGACAUGCCGCUAGCUUUGCCACCUUCAAGAUCGAGGGCAACAAGGAGCCGACGACGCUGUUCUGUUUCGCUGUGCGCACCGCCACCGGCGGCAAGUUGCACAUCAUUGAGGUGGGCACACCGCCAAAUGGCAAUCAACCGUUCCCGAAGAAGGCAGUCGAUGUAUUCUUUCCGCCGGAGGCUCAAAAUGAUUUCCCCGUGGCAAUGCAAGUUUCCGCCAAGUACGAUACAAUCUAUUUGAUAACCAAAUAUGGAUACAUACAUCUGUACGACAUGGAGACGGCCACGUGCAUCUACAUGAAUCGCAUAUCGGCCGAUACGAUUUUUGUGACGGCACCGCACGAGGCCAGCGGCGGCAUCAUUGGCGUCAAUCGCAAGGGUCAGGUUCUGUCCGUAACCGUCGAUGAGGAGCAAAUCAUCCCGUACAUCAAUACCGUGCUGCAAAAUCCCGAUUUGGCAUUGCGUAUGGCGGUGCGCAACAAUCUCGCCGGCGCCGAGGAUCUCUUUGUGCGCAAAUUCAACAAACUCUUCACCGCCGGCCAAUACGCCGAGGCGGCCAAAGUCGCAGCGUUGGCUCCGAAGGCCAUUCUGCGCACCCCGCAAACGAUUCAACGUUUCCAGCAGGUGCAAACGCCGGCGGGCUCGACGACGCCACCGUUGCUCCAAUACUUUGGCAUCCUUCUCGAUCAGGGCAAACUGAACAAGUUCGAAUCGCUCGAGUUGUGUCGUCCCGUCUUGUUGCAGGGCAAGAAGCAAUUGUGCGAGAAAUGGCUGAAGGAGGAGAAACUCGAGUGCAGCGAGGAGUUGGGUGAUUUGGUCAAGACAUCCGAUUUGACGCUCGCCCUCUCGAUCUAUUUGCGCGCAAAUGUGCCCAACAAGGUGAUACAAUGCUUUGCCGAGACCGGACAAUUCCAGAAGAUUGUGCUGUACGCCAAGAAGGUGAACUACACGCCCGAUUACAUUUUCCUGUUGCGCUCCGUGAUGCGCAGCAAUCCCGAACAGGGCGCCGGAUUCGCUUCGAUGCUCGUCGCCGAGGAGGAACCGCUGGCGGACAUCAAUCAGAUUGUCGACAUUUUCAUGGAACACUCGAUGGUGCAACAGUGCACCGCAUUCCUCCUCGACGCCCUCAAGCACAAUCGUCCCGCCGAGGGAGCGCUGCAGACGCGUCUGCUCGAAAUGAACUUGAUGUCGGCCCCACAAGUGGCGGAUGCCAUCUUGGGCAACGCCAUGUUCACGCACUAUGAUCGGGCGCACAUCGCUCAGCUGUGCGAGAAGGCUGGACUCUUGCAGCGUGCCCUCGAGCACUAUACGGAUCUGUAUGACAUUAAGCGGGCGGUGGUCCAUACGCAUAUGCUCAAUGCCGAGUGGUUGGUCAGUUUCUUUGGCACACUGUCGGUGGAGGAUUCCCUUGAGUGUUUGAAGGCCAUGUUGACGGCGAAUUUGCGUCAGAAUUUGCAGAUUUGUGUGCAGAUCGCCACCAAAUAUCACGAGCAAUUGACCACAAAGGCGUUGAUUGAUUUGUUUGAGAGCUUCAAGAGCUACGACGGUUUGUUCUAUUUCCUGAGCAGCAUUGUCAACUUCUCCCAGGAUCCCGAAGUGCAUUUCAAGUACAUUCAGGCCGCCUGCAAGACCAAUCAAAUCAAGGAGGUGGAACGCAUCUGUCGCGAAUCCAAUUGCUAUAACCCGGAGCGUGUCAAGAACUUCUUGAAGGAGGCCAAACUGACCGAUCAGCUCCCCUUGAUUAUUGUCUGCGAUCGCUUCGAUUUCGUGCACGAUUUAGUGCUCUAUUUGUAUCGCAACAAUCUGCAGAAAUACAUUGAGAUCUAUGUCCAGAAGGUGAAUCCAUCCCGUUUGCCCGUCGUCGUUGGCGGUCUGCUCGAUGUCGAUUGCAGCGAGGACAUUAUCAAGAACCUCAUCCUGGUGGUCAAGGGACAAUUCUCCACAGACGAACUGGUCGAGGAGGUGGAGAAACGCAAUCGCUUGAAAUUGCUGCUGCCCUGGCUGGAGUCGCGUGUCCACGAGGGUUGCGUCGAACCCGCCACGCACAAUGCGCUGGCCAAGAUCUACAUCGAUUCGAACAACAAUCCCGAGCGUUUCCUCAAGGAAAAUCAAUACUACGACAGCCGUGUUGUCGGUCGCUAUUGCGAGAAGCGUGAUCCCCACUUGGCGUGCGUUGCCUACGAGCGCGGUCAAUGCGAUCGCGAGUUGAUUGCCGUCUGCAAUGAGAAUUCGCUGUUCAAGAGCGAGGCACGCUAUCUGGUCGGACGUCGUGAUGCCGAACUCUGGGCCGAGGUGCUAUCGGAGGCCAAUCCCUACAAGCGUCAGUUGAUCGAUCAGGUGGUGCAGACCGCACUCUCGGAGACUCAAGAUCCCGAUGACAUUUCGGUCACUGUUAAGGCAUUCAUGACCGCCGAUUUGCCCAACGAAUUGAUCGAGCUGCUGGAGAAGAUCAUCCUGGAUUCGUCCGUUUUCAGUGAUCAUCGCAAUCUACAGAAUCUGCUGAUCUUGACCGCCAUCAAGGCGGAUCGCACACGCGUCAUGGACUACAUUAAUCGAUUGGAUAACUACGAUGCACCGGAUAUUGCCAACAUUGCUAUCAGCAAUCAGUUGUACGAAGAGGCUUUUGCCAUUUUCAAGAAAUUCGAUGUAAACACUUCGGCCAUCCAAGUGCUGAUCGAUCAGGUGAACAAUUUGGAGCGUGCCAACGAGUUUGCCGAGCGUUGCAAUGAGCCAGCCGUUUGGUCUCAGCUUGCCAAGGCGCAGCUGCAACAGGGUCUGGUCAAGGAGGCCAUCGAUUCGUACAUCAAGGCCGAUGAUCCCAGCGCCUACAUGGAUGUCGUCGAUGUUGCUAGCAAAGUGGAGUCAUGGGAUGAUCUGGUGCGUUAUCUGCAGAUGGCACGCAAGAAGGCCCGCGAAUCGUACAUUGAGAGUGAGUUGAUCUAUGCGUAUGCACGCACCGGACGUCUGGCCGAUCUUGAGGAGUUCAUCUCGGGACCGAAUCAUGCGGACAUCCAGAAGAUCGGUGAUCGUUGCUUCAGCGAUGGAAUGUACGAUGCCGCCAAGCUGUUGUACAACAAUGUCAGCAAUUUCGCCCGACUCGCCAUCACGUUGGUCUAUCUGAAGGAGUUCCAAGGCGCCGUCGAUUCCGCCCGCAAGGCCAACUCGACGCGCACCUGGAAGGAAGUGUGCUUCGCCUGUGUCGAUGCCGAGGAAUUCCGUUUGGCGCAAAUGUGUGGACUGCACAUUGUGGUGCAUGCCGAUGAGCUCGAGGAUUUGAUCAAUUACUAUCAGAAUCGUGGAUACUUUGAGGAGUUGAUCGCGUUGCUCGAGUCCGCCUUGGGAUUGGAGCGUGCUCACAUGGGCAUGUUCAGUGAGCUGGCAAUAUUGUAUUCGAAAUUCAAGCCAUCGAAGAUGCGCGAACAUUUGGAAUUGUUCUGGUCGCGUGUGAAUAUCCCGAAAGUGUUGCGUGCCGCCGAAUCGGCGCAUUUGUGGUCCGAAUUAGUCUUCCUCUAUGACAAGUAUGAGGAGUACGAUAACGCGGUGCUCGCGAUGAUGGCACAUCCCACGGAGGCAUGGCGUGAGGGACACUUCAAGGACAUCAUCACCAAGGUGGCCAACAUUGAGCUCUACUACAAGGCAAUUGAAUUCUAUUUGGACUUUAAGCCGCUGCUCUUGAACGACAUGCUGCUGGUGUUGGCUCCACGCAUGGAUCACACACGUGCCGUCAGCUAUUUCUCAAAGACCGGCUAUCUGCCGCUGGUGAAACCAUAUCUCCGCUCGGUGCAGUCGCUCAACAAUAAGGCAAUCAACGAGGCCCUCAACGGGCUGCUGAUCGAUGAGGAGGACUACCAGGGGCUGCGCAAUUCGAUCGAUGGUUUCGACAACUUUGACACCAUUGCGCUGGCGCAGAAGCUCGAGAAGCACGAGCUCACCGAAUUCCGUCGCAUUGCGGCCUAUCUCUACAAGGGCAACAAUCGCUGGAAGCAGAGCGUUGAGCUGUGCAAAAAGGAUAAACUGUACAAGGACGCCAUGGAGUAUGCUGCCGAGUCGGGCAAACAGGAGAUUGCCGAGGAGCUCUUGGGUUGGUUCCUGGAACGCAAUGCGCACGAUUGCUUUGCGGCAUGUCUAUAUCAGUGCUACGAUUUGCUGCGUCCCGAUGUGAUCCUGGAACUGGCAUGGAAACACAAAAUCAUGGACUUUGCCAUGCCCUACUUGAUACAGGUGCUGCGCGAGUACACCACGAAGGUGGAUAAACUGGAGCUGAAUGAGGCGCAGCGUGAGAAGGAGGAUGAUACUACGGAGCAUAAAAACAUAAUACAAAUGGAGCCACAGCUGAUGAUAACAGCUGGGCCAGCAAUGGGCAUACCACCACAAUAUGCAACAAAUUAUCCACCUGGCGCUGCGGCAGCGGCAGCAGCGGCUGCGGCAGCGGCAGGACGCAACAUGGGCUAUCCCUAUAUGUAGGCACACACUUCAACCAACCAACCAACUAAACAACCCAACCAACAACACAUACAGAAUCAUACAACAAUUGUAGCUGUAACAACUAUAACAACAACAUCAACAACAACAACAGCAGCAGCAAAACACUACAAAACAACAACAAUUGAGAAUGCCCACAACAACAACAAUUCACUAAUUCUAUUUGCAUGAGCGCCAAAAACAACAAAUAACAACAACAGCAACAAUUAAGAGAGUGCUAAAUAAACGACCAACUACAACAACAACAACACUGAGAGCACGCGUAGUGAAUAUAAUCUAUAUAUAUAUAUAUAUCUAGUUAUAUAUUUAUUUGUUGAGUCACAUACAACAUACACAACAACAACAACAACAACAACAACAACAACAUACACACAACAUUAUAAUGAUUAAUAAUAUAAUAACAAUUCGCUACAAAAGCAACUAAGCGAACAACAAGAACAACAACAGCGCGAACUCAACAACAGCAACAACAACAACAUGAAGCAGAUAAACAAUAUAUAGAAAGCGACAACAGCAACAACAACAACAACAAAAACUAGUGUUCAACAAAAAGAGAAAGAAUGGUCGUAGUUUAUUAUUAUUAUUAAAAUUAUUACAUUUUAAGCAUAAAACACAACAAGAAAACACAUAAAACAAACAUUUAUAUAUAUAUAUUUAUUAAUAUAUAUAUAUGCAUAAAUAUAAAUACAAAUUAAAUAAAUAAAAUUUAUUAAUUCAUCAAGAAAAUCAAACGGAAGCAAGAAAACAUGGAAAUGUGUUUAUGUUUGAGACGCAACAACAACAACAACACAAAAUAAAGUAAACAUUUUUUGAAAUUAGCAAAAAGAAAAUAUAUUACAAAUAAUUAUUAAAAGAAAAAAAAAACAAAAAAACAAAAGCAGGCACAGUUAGCGUUUGAAAUUGAAAUUUUGUGGAACUCGUAACUUUUUGUUGUUGCCAGUUGCCAAACAACAUCCACACAACAUAAGCACACACACCAUCCACACACACACACACACAAUACACUAAUUACUGCUGCUGAAAAAAAAGAAAACAAAAUUUAUUUAAUGAAAUUGUAAUUGUUUGUAUAAAAAAAAACGACACAAAAACAACUCACGAAACA